Molecule: messenger RNA, 2313 nt
Organism: Dissoconium aciculare CBS 342.82
Lineage: Eukaryota; Fungi; Ascomycota; Dothideomycetes; Mycosphaerellales; Dissoconiaceae
Product: Cullin-domain-containing protein
Exons: 2
Coding region: 1-2313 (770 amino acids)
Biological process (GO): protein ubiquitination; SCF-dependent proteasomal ubiquitin-dependent protein catabolic process
Cellular component (GO): SCF ubiquitin ligase complex
Molecular function (GO): ubiquitin protein ligase binding
Source: RefSeq, a predicted model, not a curated record
AUGGCGAGCGCGACCAAGUCGCAACCACAAAUGCCGACCUCGAAAGACGACAUUGACGGCACAUGGAACUUCCUGGAAUGGGGUGUCGAACGCCUCAUGUUCAGUCUCAGCGAUGGCCUGGACAUGAAGACAUAUAUGUCCCUUUACACGACGAUUCACAACUUCUGUACAGCCCAAAAGGCUGUGAGCGCACAAACGAACAAUCUGAACUCCAAUCAUCGAGGAGCGCACCUGCUAGGCGAGGACCUCUACCACCGGCUGAAUGACUAUCUACGGCGCCACUUGAAAGUCGUGCACGCCGAGAUGGUCAAGCACGCAGACGAAGCUUUGUUGACGUUCUACAUUAAAGAGUGGAAGCGUUACACACAGGCUGGCAUAUAUGACAACCACCUUUUCAAAUACCUCAAUCGUCACUGGGUCAAGCGCGAGAUGGAUGAGGGCAAAAAGGAUAUCUUUGAUAUCUACACGCUACAUCUUGUUCGCUGGAAAGAGGACAUGUUCGGAAGCACGCAAAAUGCAGUCAUGGACGCUGUCCUGCGGCUAGUGGAAAAGCAGCGGAAUGGUGAGACCAUCGAGCAAUCAAAGAUCAAGGAUGUGGUUCAGUCCUUCGUUUCACUCGGCAUCGACGAAUCAGACAGCACCAAGACUACGAUCGACGUCUACAAGCAGUUCUUUGAAGCGCCAUAUCUUCUUGCCACGUCUGCGUACUACGAGAGGGAGUCACAGCAGUUCCUGGCAGAGAAUUCAGUGGUGGACUACAUGAAGAAAGCAGAAAGGAGACUCGAGGAGGAGAAAGAGCGUGUGCCUUUGUUUCUGUUGAAUGAGAUCAUGGCGCCUUUGAUGAAGUGUUGUGAGACCGCACUGAUCGCCAAGCAUGCUGGAACGCUUCGCGACGAAUUCCAGAUUCUGCUCAAUAACGACAGAGAAGAGGACAUGGCUCGCAUGUAUAAAUUGCUGGCGCGUAUUCCUGAAGGUCUCGAACCACUUCGGAUUCGCUUCGAGAAUCACGUGCGACAAGCCGGUCUGCUGGCCGUGGAGAAGAUUGCUGAUCAGGGUGACAACCUCGAUCCGAAGGCAUACAUUGACGCAUUGCUCGAGGUGCACACUCAUUACUCUGCAUUGGUACAGACUGCGUUUACCGGCGAGUCCGAAUUUGUGCGCUCGCUAGACAAUGCUUGCCGGGAGUAUGUGAACCGCAACAAGGUGUGCGCCAAAAGCUCCAAUCGGUCGCCGGAGCUGUUAGCAAAGCACGCGGACAACGUUCUGAAGCGUUCAACCAAGGCCAAUGAGGAGGAUGACAUGGAGCUCAUGCUCAAUCAGGUCAUGACUAUCUUCAAGUACAUUGAGGACAAGGACGUCUUCCAAAAGUUCUAUUCCAAGACACUUGCCAAACGAUUGGUGAACGGUACAUCUGCGAGCCCAGAUGCAGAGACAUCCAUGAUCGCAAAGCUGAAAGACGCAUCCGGCUUCGAGUACACGAACAAAUUGCAGCGGAUGUUCCAAGACAUGCAAACAUCAAAAGACCUCAAUUCGGCCUAUGAGCUGUGGCGCGCGCAGAACAUUGAUGGCGAAGAUCGCAAGGAGGAAGUGGACGCCAAUUAUCAAAUCCUAGGGACUGGAUUUUGGCCUCUGCAGGCCCCCACUACUCGAUUCGCUCCCCCGGAAGUCAUCGUCAAAACCUACGAGCGAUUCUCAGCAUUUUACAACAACAAGCAUGGUGGUCGCAAGCUGACCUGGUUGUGGCAUUUAUGUAAAGGCGAAAUUCGCGCCAAUUACGUCAAAAUGAACAAGGUCCCUUAUACCUUCAUGGUGUCGACAUAUCAGAUGGCCAUUCUCCUUAUGUUCAAUGAAAAGGAUGUCGUCAGCUAUGACGAUAUGGUGAGCCUGACCUCCUUGUCAAGGGACACGCUCGAUCCAUCGAUCGGCAUCAUGCUGAAGGCAAAGGUGCUCAUCGCCAAUCCAGAAGGUGGUGCUCCGCAGCUUGGGACGACAUACAGUCUCAAUCACGGCUUCAGAAACAAAAAAAUCAAGGUCAACCUGAACAUUGCCAUCAAGGCUGAGCAAAAGCAGGAGGCCGAAGACACGCACAAAACCAUCGAAGAAGACCGCAAAAUGCUUAUGCAAUCUGCGAUCGUGCGCAUCAUGAAAUCACGCAAACAGGCUAAACAUGCACAGCUCGUAUCUGAAACCAUCGCCCAGAUCAAAAAUCGGUUCACACCCAAGGUCUCCGACAUCAAAAAGUGCAUUGACAUCCUCUUAGAGAAGGAGUAUCUUGAGCGCUUGGAGGGCGACGAGCUCGGCUAUCUUGCAUGA